AUGGCUCCGCCGAGCUCUUGGGUUGACCGGGAGCCUACACUGCACCGCAGCAACCAAACAACCUUUUCCUCACCUGACAGUCAGGUCAACCCACCAGAACCUGUCAAUGCUGAGUUAGUGAAACGGCAUGGUGGCAGAACCUUUUUCCAAUCAGCAGAAGCACACGAUGAAGAAGACCUUGCUGAUGAAGCAGUGUCUACAAAGAAGGCAUCUAAGAAGACAGCAAAGAAUGACAAUACAGGCAAGACAAAGCAGCAUGCAGAUGGAGAAGACCCAGCUGGAGAAACACCGACGGCACUGGCAAAGAAGACGGAGAAACGGCCUGCAAAGAAGGAUGAUACGGGGAAAGACGCCAAGAACAGCACAUGUGAAGAAGCACCCCAUGAUGAGACAGCACCGGUAAGGAAAGCAAGACCGAAGAAUACAGAUAAGCAAGAUGAUGCUGAGCCAGAUGAGGCACCCGCAAAGAAGCCAAAGAAGAAAACUUCAGAGAAUGAUGCUGCACAGACGGGUAAGAAGAAGCCUACAACAGAUGAAGAAGAACCCUGUGUUGAUACGACAGAGAUGUCAGCAAAGCAGCCGAAGAAAAAACUGGCAAAGAAGGCUGAUGAAGGGACGAAGGCACCAGUGGCACAUGCAAGGAAGAUGGAUAAGACGCCUUCACAGAACAAAGAUGAUGCAGAGGAGAGCACGGAGGAAGACUCAGACGACACCACUGAAGCUAUCUGCAAGAUGAUCCAUGAUGGUGAUGGUGAUAGCGCCUCGGAUGAAGAUGAGGCACAUGCUAUUGAGAAAGCGAUGUUUCGACUGAUGGAAGCAGAGGGUUCUAAAGCGGUUCACCUCUUGAAGAAAAUGCUUCUUGACAGAAGGCGACGGGCUCAGCGCAGAGCGAAUGGCAGGAAGACACAGAAGCCAGCCACGGAAGACAUCCCAGAUGGCGCUGAGUCGGCACCAAAAAGAAAGAAACCUUUGGAGGAAGAUGCGGUGAAAAACAAGAAGAAGCCCAAGAAAAAAGAAGACCCCGGCGAUGAAUUGACGAGGAGCAAGAAGAGCAAGAAAGAUGAAGAAGACCCCGCUGAUGAAGUGGCACCAUCAAAGAAGACGAAGGAGGAUAAGUUGACGAGGAGCAAGAAGAGCAAGAAAGAUGAAGAAGACCCCGCUGAUGAAGUGGCACCAUCAAAGAAGGCGAGGGGUGAGACGAAGGAGGAUGAGUUGACGACGAGGAAGAAGAGCAAGAAAGAUAAAGAAGACGUCGUUGAUGAUGAAGUGGCACCAUCAAAGAAGAAGGAGGAGGAGUUGACGAGGAGCAAGAAGAGCAAGAAAGAUGAAGAAGACCCCGCUGAUGAAGUGGCACCAUCAAAGAAGACGAAGGAGGAUAAGUUGACGAGGAGCAAGAAGAGCAAGAAAGAUGAAGAAGACCCCGCUGAUGAAGUGGCACCAUCAAAGAAGGCGAGGGGUGAGACGAAGGAGAAGGGCAAUGAGUUGAGUAGCAGAAAGGAGCAACAGGCAGAUGAAGAGGAUGCUGAUGAAGAAGAAGUGGCAUCCACAAGGACGGCAAAAGGUACAACCCCAGAGAAGGAGGAUGAGAUGAAGAGCAAGGAGAAACAAGCGGUAGAUGGUGAAGGCCCCGCUGAUGAGCAACAAGUGGCACCCGCAAAGAAGAAGAGCAAGACAGUCAAGAAUGGCAAGGAGACCCAAGAAGGUGAGACAUAUGUCACCCCCAAGAAGAGCAAGCAACAUCACCCCGACGAAGCAGACACCCAGGAGCUCGCAACCCCCCCAGUGGCAGAAACAGAGGUUGAUGAGGAGGAUCCUUGGGAGAAUUGGUGGGAUGACGAAGGUUGGGACAUGCGGGAUGAAUACUAUGAGGAACAAGGUGGUGAGUGGGUGGAGGACGAUCCCAGUCAAGAGUUGGAGAGCCAGCUCGAAAAGAACAGUGGGGAAAAGAAGGAUGAGGCAGGGGACCCGGGAAACACACAACAGCUCAAGCUCCCUGAUAUGAGAUCCGUUCAGUUUUACAAACCUUUAGGUUUCACCAAGCCCACCAUUAAAGGGGGUGCGCCCAGCCCGAAGCAACAGAUCACGCUGACAAACAUGAAGUCCGUCCGCUUCCAUCACCCUUUUGAGGAUGCAGGGCACCCUUCGAACGAAGGGACCACACCAGGCGGGGGGGGUGUGGAAGCCCUGCAGCUACAACUGAACCGACCAGCUCCCCAACAAGUGUUGUGGAGAGUUCCCAUGACCCAGCUGAAGGGAAGAAUUGCAGAUGGCCAUGGCACUGUGAAGCUCCGGCUUGCAGUUCGCGACACCGAUGGCAAGCUUCGUCGAGCCGGCAGCCCCAGAAAGUCCUCAUUGCAGCCACAUGAGGUCAAAAAUUUGAGCCCUGAGCAAAAGGAAUGCCUCCAACAGCUCACCAAUGCGGGGUUUCAGCUCUUGAAGGAGUGGCUUUGCGCUGACGAAAUGCGUGAUGUGAACUUGGAAGGCAGCAUCGAACAGUCCAAGAAAGACCAAAACUACGAAGUCUUUGUGGAAAUGACGUUGCUUGAUAUCGAAGCCAAGUAUGGCGGCACUGAGUCUGGAAGGAAGUUCAUCGACAAGUUGAAAGCAACUCAGAAGGGCCGGGCGCACCCUGACCCUGGAUUCAAAAAAGAUAAGAACAUGCGUUUGUACAAGAUCUUCAAACAUGUUGAGCACAAAAGUGGGCACGAGAACACAGCAAGCACCAAGAUCUAUGCAACUGGAACCCUACCUACUGGGCCUGGUGGGGUGGAUGGUGAAACUGAACCUGCCACGAGCACUGCCCCUGCCACCGGCACGGGUGCUGUGCCUGCCACGGGCGCUGCGCCUGCCACGGGCACGGGUGCUGCGCCUGCCACGGGUGCGGCUUUGGCCAUCACUGGGUCUGGGGCUGUGGUUGCUACAGGGGAUGCCAGUAGCACCAAUGAAUGCCCACGCAUGGCAUUGGGAACCAUGCUGGAUCAAAUGGCUGUUGUGGGUCCCAAACAUGAAAAGGCAAAGAAGGCGGAGAAAUCGGAUGAUGAAGAUUCAGAUUCAGAAAGUGACAGUGAAGGAGAUGGAAAGAAAAAAACAAAAGAAUAA
This is a messenger RNA of Cladocopium goreaui, 3099 nucleotides long. Lineage: Eukaryota; Dinophyceae; Suessiales; Symbiodiniaceae. The record is from the annotation of a GenBank genome assembly.